Messenger RNA from Linum tenue, 3839 nucleotides. The record is from the annotation of a GenBank genome assembly. Lineage: Eukaryota; Viridiplantae; Streptophyta; Magnoliopsida; Malpighiales; Linaceae.
CAAACGAGAUAGACGGUGGAUGAGCUAAACAAUCGGAGGAAGAUUGGCGAUGCCGGUGGGUUCUUCUGGUCACUUCUUCCUUUGCCGGGCUGCCUCGUUUACUUUUCAAUUAGGGUUUCGCGUUGGGAGCAAGCUGAUCAAUGUCGAAGGAGGGAAGGGCAGAGAGGGGGAAAAGCCGAAAAGCCAAGGCUUUAUCUUUAUCAGAUCCGAACAGUUAUUUCUGGGCCGUGAUUGAAUUUCGAUGGGCCUUUGGGCCCAAAACGUGUUUUCUUUUCUUCUUUCCAUGCUCAGGCCCCGUGCCGUGACUGCAAAAGCCGCAAAGCUAGAAAUCGACGGACGUCCGGUGCAAAAACCUGGAACCACUAAUGAAGCCGAUUAGAAUCUUCAAUACUGGAUUGUCGAAGCUCAAAGGCGUCAAAACCACCACAGUUGUCGCCACUCCGAACUCGCCGGAUUCUUGUCGCUGUUUCUCUUCCGCAGAGGGGAUCGAGUCACGAAGUACACCAGCAGAACCCCCUUGUGCGGGGAAGGAGGGUGAGAUCCUCAACUUAAUUCAAUCUUCACAGUGGCAUUCCGUCAAACACCUGGCUCCCGACUUGACAACUUCUGUUAUUUCUUCCACUCUCCUUGCUCUUCAGAAAGCUCCUGAUUCUGCUCUCCGAUUCGUUACUUCAAUUGGGUUUGAAUCUCUUGAUUUGAAAACCAAAUGCUUAGCUGUUGCAGUGGUCUCUAGGUCCCCCUCCCUAAAACCCACGUUGCAAUUGCUAAAACAAACAAUUAGAAGUGGAGUGGAUGGCGCGGGUGAAGCUUUCGUCGAGUUGGCGCUUGCACGGGAUAAGUUGCGCAACGAAAGUACUUUACUUUUCGACUUAUUGAUCAGAGCUUGUUGCGAAAUGAAGAAGGGUGAUGAUGCUUUUGUGUGUUUUGAUAAGAUGAAGGAAAAUGGUGUCAUUCCCACGGUCGAGACGUGUAACGCAAUGCUGAGUCUGUUUCUGAAGUUGAAUCGGACAGACAAGGCAUGGGUUUUAUAUGCAGAGAUGUUUAGGUUGAAGAUCAAAUCCAGUGUGUACACAUUUAACAUUAUGGUUAAUGUGUUGUGCAAAGAGGGGAAACUGAAGCAGGCAAAGGAGUUCAUUCCUUUCAUGGAGAGUUUGGGAAUCAGGCCGACCGCUGUUACGUACAACACAUUGAUUCAUGGGUACUGCAUAAGGGGGAGAUUUGAAGCCGCUCUUUUGGUUGUGGAUCUAAUGAAACGCAAAGGGGUUGAACCUGAUCAAUACACCUAUGGUUCACUUAUUACUGGGAUGUGCAAGGAAGGGAAACUUGAAGGUGCUUCCCAAUUGCUUGAGAAAAUGAAAGAAACUGGGUUGCUUCCAAAUGCCGUGACAUACAAUAUCUUGAUUGAUGGGUAUUGCAAUAAAGGCAAUUUGGAGGUGGCUUUACGCUACAAGGAUGAGAUGAUUGGGAAAGGUAUUUUGCCAACUGUGUCGACUUACAAUCUGCUCAUUCAUGCUCUACUUAUUGAAGCCCAAAUGGAUGAAGCUGAUAAGAUGGUAAAGGACAUGAGAGCUAGGGGUAUUGUUCCUGAUUCUAUAACCUAUAACAUCUUAAUCAACGGGUAUUCAAGAUGCAUGAAUGUUAAAAAGGCAUUCAACCUGCAUGAUGAAAUGCUGAGCGCAGGAAUUCAGCCAACACGAGUAACUUAUACGUCUCUCAUUUACGUUCUGAGUAAGCGGAAAAGGAUGGAGGAGGCUGACAAGUUGUUUGAAGAGAUUGUGAAGAAGGGCAUUCUGCCUGACCGUAUAAUGUUCAAUGCACUGAUUGAUGGUCACUGUGCAAAUGGGAAUAUGGAACGUGGAUUUGCAUUGUUGAAAGAGAUGGACAGAAUGAAUUGUUUGCCUGACGAAGUGACAUACAAUACCCUUAUGCAGGGCCGUUGCAGGGAGGGUAAAGUUGAAGAGGCUCGUGCUCUUAUCGACGAGAUGAAGAGUAGAGGUAUUAAACCUGACCACAUAAGUUACAACACUCUAAUUAGUGGUUAUAGUAAGAGAGGUGAUAUUAAGGAUGCAUUUAGCGUUCGGGAUGAGAUGUUGAGUAUAGGGUUCAACCCUACACGCCUCACUUAUAAUGCUCUGAUUCAAGGUUUGUGCAAAAACCAAGAAGGGGAUCUUGCUGAAGAGCUCCUUAGAGAAAUGGUUAGCAGAGGCAUUGCACCUGAUGAUAGCACGUACUUUUCUUUGAUUGAAGGGAUUGGGAAUGUUGAUGAGUUCUUGAGCAGUAAGACUUCAAGAUCAGUUUCAUGACCGGAAAACGAUACACUGUAUCACACUUGUUUUUAACUAGUUCUCAGUACUCCAAGCCGGGGGAAACGCAGAUAGUAGCAGGGGGAAUCAACAGAACAGAAGGUUUCUGUUGAUAGUCUUGUAUUCCUCAAAGUUCCUAGGAUGCCGUCUUGCAUAGCAGUCCACAUAGCUUUGCACAUGCUGGAUAGCGCUCAGUCUUCUACAAGGUAAUUGAUUCCUGAUAUGCUACAACUGAAGCUUCCAUGGGGAAUUUUAUAGCUCAUAUCGUGCCUGGUUUGGCUUUAACUCUUCUUGGCUUAUGGCACAUCAUCAACACUACCAGGUCCUACUGCAACAACAAAACCUCAACAAGCUUCAUGGUCAAGUUUUGGCACCCUUUUAAUUGUCUUUUUUCCAGGCUCAAACACUUGGAGCCUAUCCUCAUUCUGUUCUUCUCCAUAUUCUCAGUUUUGAACCAAAUUUUCAACUUCCCUCUUUUCCGCUUCUCCUUCGAGCUUGUCAACUUGGAACAUGCAACCAUGUUCCUUCAUCUUGCCAUCUUUGCAGGUUUCACCCUUUGCACAGAGAUAACUGAAUCGUCUCACAUCCUGUCUAGUGUGACUGGGAUACUUGCUACUUCCCUCUUUAGCCAAGAGCUUUUCCUCCUUCAUUUCCACUCAGCUGACCAUGUAGGUCUAGAGGGCCAUUACCACUGGCUCCUUCAGCUUAUAAUAUUCGUCUCUCUUCUAUCAGCCUUAGCUUCCACUUUUUUCCCAACCAGCUUCCCAGCAGCCCUUGUUCUUUCGGUUUCAGUAGUAUUCCAGGGAUGUUGGUUCAUGAACAUGGGUUGUAUGCUGUGGCUGCCUCAGUUUGUUCCCCAGGGAUGCUCUAUGAAUAUGAUGCAGUCAGGUGGGAACAGCGGUUCUGUAAUUCAUGGAGCAGUCACCUGUGAAUCUUCUUACGCAGAUCAUAGGGCGAGAGCUCUUGCAAACUUGCAGUUCAGCUGGAUACUUAGUGGAAUCAUGUUGGUCACUGGUUGUCUUUGCCUGAAAUCAGUAGGGAAAUCCAGCCAGAGACUGCAGCAAUAUGAGCAGCUUAACACCAGCAGAGGUGGUGAUAGUCCUGCUGUCACCAUUAUCGAGGGCUUUAAGUAAGUCCAUCAAAAGACUGCAUCGUCGAAGCACUAGCUACUCGUAAUCUAGUUAAGAUGGUGAUUAUGAUUGUCAACAGUGUAGAAUGAAUGAAUAACUAAGGAUGCAUAUGUAUUGAACACGUCUUUCAAUGCAGAAAAAUGAAUGUUCAGGAACAAAUUGAUACUGUUGAUAUAUAAAGAUAAAGCUCUUAUCGUACAGAAAGUAAAAAGGCUAGUUUUUUUUUUCUUCUAAUGUGUUUGAUGGAAGUGAAGAGGACAUGGUUGCUUUUGCUAGUGCUUUUCCCACUCGUUCUCAAGCUCGAUUUGUCUUUGCGUUUAUAGUCUAGAAAGGAACGAUGAGAUCAUGUGGUCGAUGCAAAGUUGGUCUUGUGGUCGAUGCAAAGUUGGUCUUUAAGAGUGGUGUA